AUGGCUCUAAGAUUUCUCAAUAGCAUACCUGGGGUCAACAUUGGUGACGACAACUCUCUGAGCCUACCCACCUCAGUCCCCCAGGUGCCAACUCCAGCCAACGAGGCUGAGGCCUCUUUCAGCCAUAGAGUGGCCUCCACGUUCCAACAAUUGAACCCGUUCAGCGAUUCCAACGGUGCUAUUAGUCUCACGAGUGAUGAGGUUGUUACGUCGGAACCUGGGCUUCUACAUCUCUCCAAGUUCGAGAGGCUUUCCGUCUUCGCUAUCACACUCGCAGGGUCCGCACUCUGUUUCAUGCUCUGUUUCUUUCUGACGCCAGUAUUCAUGGUUAGACCGGCAAAAUGGGUUCUUUUGUGGACUCUGGGAUCAACCCUAUUUCUGGUGUCAUUUGGAGUGCUUCAGGGCUUUCGCAAGUACGCAGCCCAUCUUUUUAGUGUACAGCGAUUGCCUUUCACUGUGACUUAUUUUGGCAGUAUUGUAUUGACCUUGGUGUUCUGUUUGGUUCUGAGGUCCGUUUUUCUGGCUUUCAUCGCGUGUCUUGUGCAAAUGGUUGCUGCCAUAUGGUACACUGUGAGUUACUUCCCUAUGGGAACACGCGGAUUACAGGUGACCACCGCGGUCGCAAGAAGUCAGGUGGAAGGUUGGUUAACUGGUUAG
Molecule: messenger RNA, 657 nt
Organism: Kuraishia capsulata CBS 1993
Lineage: Eukaryota; Fungi; Ascomycota; Pichiomycetes; Pichiales; Pichiaceae
Exons: 2
Coding region: 1-657 (218 amino acids)
Biological process (GO): vesicle-mediated transport
Cellular component (GO): membrane
Source: RefSeq, a predicted model, not a curated record